This is a messenger RNA of Anopheles bellator, 2725 nucleotides long. RefSeq names its product X-ray repair cross-complementing protein 5 (gene Irbp). Gene Ontology annotation, biological process: telomere maintenance; cellular response to gamma radiation; double-strand break repair via nonhomologous end joining. The transcript is spliced from 7 exons. The record is from RefSeq and is a predicted model, not a curated record. Bases 64 to 1929 code for a protein of 621 amino acids. Gene Ontology annotation, cellular component: Ku70:Ku80 complex; nucleus. Lineage: Eukaryota; Metazoa; Arthropoda; Insecta; Diptera; Culicidae. Gene Ontology annotation, molecular function: double-stranded DNA binding; damaged DNA binding; DNA helicase activity.
CCAAAGUGUUCGCUGUUUUUCAAGAAAAUGUUCUAAAGUUUUUAAGUUGUACUUUAUCACAAGAUGAGCGAAAACACAUUUCGUGAUAACCAGUCCGACGGUAGUGAAGAUGAGUUCGAUGACAGCGCUUUUACCGGCCGUUCCGGACUGAUUUUGGCGAUCGAUUGCGAUGAUAAGAUGUUUAACGAUAGUGAAAAGUUUAGAGAAGCCCUGGACAUUGCCGAGUCUAUUAUGCGUAACAAGGUCACUGCCAGCGAGAAGGAUUUGGUAGCAUUGGUCUUCUUCAACACCAUGAAUAACCCAGCACCGGAGGACGAUAUUGACCAGCACUCGGGGAUUAUUGCACCACGCCAUAGUGCCAUUUUCCUUCAUCUCAAUACCGUCUCUGUCGAGAUGAUCCGGAAGGUUCGGAGUAUGCUCAAAUCGGACGAUUUUCUAAAUUUUGGCAACAAAUACGGCCACUCGGAGGACGCUAGUUUGGCGAAUGUGUUCUGGAUGUGUUCUCGUAUGUUCUCGCACUGUGGCUACAAACUCGAGCAAUCAACGAUAUUUUUGUUUACAAUGAACGACCAUCCGCACACAAACAAUAGUCUAGAACAUCAACAGACGCUGACAAAGGCGAGGGAUCUCCUGCAGAAGGAUAUAUCCGUUGUUCUGGUACCGCUGUUUGAAUCGUUCGAUUGCGGGAAGUUUUAUAAAGAACUUCUCUGCACAGUUCAAGGAGAGGAUGAGAAUGACUUCAUUCCUCCCGUUUACCAACAAAGCAAAGAACAGCUACUGCAAAGAAUCCUAACUAAAGAUUUCAAAAAGCGUUCGCUAGCGCACCUCAAAUGGUACCUCUCGGAGGAUGUUGCACUUGCCGUAAAUGUGUAUUCUCUGUCAAGAACACCACGGUUCCCGAAAAAAGUGAAACUUUUGCGUUCUACCAACGAGGUGAUCAUUUCGAAACGUGUUCAUGUUGCCAGCGGAUAUUGUGAAGAGCGAGAGGAGGAAACGUCUAAAACUCUUUUGCCUGGUGAACAGAGAAAAGCCAUUCGAAUAGGAGGAGAAACGGUAUCUUUCAAGCCGGAUGAACUGAUUAUGAUGAAACAGAUCCUCACGCCUGGAAUACGGCUUCUCGGUUUUAAACCUGUGUCCAGUGUGGUUAUCACCAACCAUGUCCGCUGCAGCAUGUUUCUGUACCCAAAUGAGACGCACAUCUCGGGUUCUACCCUAUUGCUGCGUGCGCUUUAUGAGAAAUGCCUCGAGAAGGGUCAAGCCGCGUACUGCACUUUGACCAUGCGCAGGAAGCAAUCGCCAAAACUUGUUGCAUUAGUACCGCAGGAGCAAGCCUUUGAUGAAGAUGGGGUACCACGCCGAUAUGCGGGAUUCCGGGUUGAGUUUGUUCCAUAUGCUGAUGACAUAAGAAAUACACCGUACUUGGAUAAAGCAAAGUGUCCCACAAUUACAGACAGCCAAAUUGAGGUGUUCAAGAAGGUGAUAAAAAAGAUUAGAUUCAAGUACAAUCCGGUUUAUUUCGAUAACCCGGCAUCACAAAGUCUAUACUCCAACAUUGAAUCGUUGGUCUUUGAUAUGGAAAAGGCUGAAUUUUUCGACUCAACCCAUCCAGAUUACGAAACGAUCGACAGCAAGCUGGACCCAUUCGUAGACGAGAUUAAGAAUUUGUUCAGCGAAGACCCUACGAGCGCUCCGAAACGGAGCCGACUUGCAAACAACGAAGAAAGCCCAUCGAAAGCAAAGGCUUGGCGCGUGGAUCCUUCUCCUGUUAGCGAUGCAGAAUUAUUUGAAAUGGUCUCGCAAGGAAAGGCAUCCAGCUUGACGGUGGCGACAUUGAAAGAAUUCCUUCAGAAACAAGGUGUUGUUGGAGUGUCGAAACUGAGAACGAAGGCAAUGUUGAUUGACAAGAUAACCGAGUUGCAGACCUCGUAACUAUGUUUUCCUAGUUCUGGCAUACGAGUUAUCACACGAUAAAAGAAUGCUACGAAUUUGCCCUGUUGACGCUCCGAGUUUUUCUUUGUUAUCAAUAACUAUAUGUUUUGAAAAAAAAAACGAUUCCUUUAAAUACUAUCGCUAUACUCUAUGUGAUCGUUUCUUGGCAUUAUCUCUUCACAGUAGCGUGUGAUGGUGGUGUUUUGCUAGGUUGUGUGCCGGGAAAGUGCAUACGGAAGGUGCCCAAAAUUGUGUAAUGCAUUCUUUCCACUUUUGUCUACGUUAUUUGCUAAGCAUUUCAUUUAUGGCACCGUCAAUCGGCCAUUACUCGUGCUCCUGAACCUGGGAGUGCGGCAUCGAACACUACUUUUGAUCAUUCUUCUCGUGCAACCAUGGCCGGAAUAUGGGCAAAGUGGACGGAUAGUGCGUUUCCGGUUUGUAGAUGGUUUCGGCCCACUCGUUCGUAUCGUCUCCGUCGGCCGUUUUAAACGGAUACGUACCGAGCGUGAUGGGUAGCUGCAGCUUGAUCUGCUUUUCCAACGAUUUAGGUUCGAUUAGGAACUGCGUGGAGAAAAGAAAGUCAGCACAUUGCCUUUGGCCCUCCUCGUUAUGCUCCCUUGGGCAUGCUUACACAAACGUCGUACUGAAUCCGUAUCAAAUGGCAUCCGCGCAGAUUUGUUGGCGGUAGCGGUGGAACAUACAGGGGCUCAUUCUGCCACUCGUCUCUGUGGCCGGCUCGGAUCUUGCCCCGUGCUAUCACCGCCAAUUCCCGCUUUUCCGUAUGCAUGAUCUUAUC